ACAGCCGAUGACAUAUGCGGGGAGAUAGAGCUCCGUUACUUCCACCUUGAUUUCUAACCUUUUGACAACUCUUGACUUGUCCAUCUUUACUUUUCAAACAGCGUCAAUUGGACUAUAAACCCAACCGCCAAAAUGCAAAGUCUUCGAAUCGCCAAACCCUUUCCCUCUCGUUUCGUCAAAACGGUGGCUCCUCGUAUCAGAAGACCAUACUCUACACCUUCUGAGCACAGCUAUGAGCACAUCCAACUCAGCACACCUCGUCCUGGUGUCGCUUUGAUCACCCUCAACAGACCCAAAGCCCUAAACGCCCUCUUCUCCCCCCUCAUCAACGAACUAAACACCUGCACAUCCGCCCUCGACAAAGACCCCUCCAUCUCCGCCAUCGUCCUCACCGGCUCCCCCAAAGCCUUCGCCGCCGGCGCAGACAUCAAGGAAAUGGCUCCCAAAACCUUCUCCGACGCCUACGGUGCCGACUUCAUCGAAUCAUGGUCCAACCUCACUCUUAUCAAGAAACCGGUCAUCGGUGCGGUGAAUGGGUAUGCGUUGGGUGGUGGCUGCGAGUUGGCUAUGAUGUGCGAUAUCCUGUACGCCAGCAAAAGCGCCACGUUUGGCCAGCCGGAGAUCAAAUUGGGUAUUAUACCCGGCGCGGGAGGGACACAACGACUCACCCGUGCGAUUGGAAAAGCAAAAGCCAUGGAGAUCAUCCUCACGGGUGAAAACUUCUCGGGUGAACAAGCAGAGCAGUGGGGUUUGGUUGCCAAAUGCUUUGAAGAUGCCGACGCUUGUGUUGAAGGUGCGCUAGACACAGCGGCCAAGAUUGCGGGAUAUUCGAAGAUUGCGGUAAAGGCUGCUAAAGAGGCUGUCAACAAGAGUCAGGAUUUGGGUGUUAGGGAGGGUGUGGAGUAUGAGAGGAGACUCUUCCAUGGUUUGUUUGGAAGUCAGGAUCAGAAGAUUGGUAUGAAUGCUUUUGCGAACAAGAAGAAGCCUGAAUGGACGCAUUCGUAGAGGAUUGUCCAAUGGGGCUCGGAAACAGUCUUGAUGUUUAGCUAGACAAGCAGUAAACGUUCAGAGUCAAGAAGACACAACUAAACCGUUUGCUUGGUUCCUAUCACAAUUUCUAGCCCUCUCCAUU
Aureobasidium pullulans EXF-150 is the source of this 1132-nucleotide messenger RNA. Its product is annotated as enoyl-CoA hydratase. Gene Ontology annotation, biological process: fatty acid beta-oxidation. NCBI's taxonomy places the organism in Eukaryota, Fungi, Ascomycota, Dothideomycetes, Dothideales, Saccotheciaceae. Gene Ontology annotation, molecular function: enoyl-CoA hydratase activity. Bases 133 to 1005 code for a protein of 290 amino acids. The transcript is spliced from 2 exons. The record is from RefSeq and is a predicted model, not a curated record. Gene Ontology annotation, cellular component: mitochondrion.